This is a messenger RNA of Camelina sativa (false flax), 955 nucleotides long. RefSeq lists its product as uncharacterized. Gene Ontology annotation, cellular component: mitochondrial matrix. NCBI's taxonomy places the organism in Eukaryota, Viridiplantae, Streptophyta, Magnoliopsida, Brassicales, Brassicaceae. The record is from RefSeq and is a predicted model, not a curated record. Gene Ontology annotation, biological process: fatty acid metabolic process; DNA damage response.
AUAUUUAUUAAGAGAAUCUUCCUAAUUUUCUAAUUAUGGUUUUGCCAAUUUCGAUUGAAAUUCAUUAUUAUAUCAAAGAGUUGGACUUUUAUUGGAUUUCAUAUUAUAAAUAAUGAGAAGGAGCCCAAAGAAUAACUCAAUAAUGGACGACAAUGAAGUAGAGAAUUUGAGAGCAGCUUUUGGAGAUUCGUCCGAUGACGACGAUGUCGUAGAUCAAGCAAUCGGAGAUACGACGGUGUGGGAGCGAGUGGAGGAGAUCAAUGGUUUAUGGCUCUGUAGAAACUUUCUCUCUUCCGCUCACCAGUCUGUUUUGCUCUCCGCCAUUCUCAGCGAAGGUUGGUUCGUUGAAGAUUCAAUUAACCAGGCGAUGAGAUUUGGUGAUCUCCCUUCAUGGGCAAUCGAACUAUCUGAUCUCAUCCGUGAGACUGUGGAAUCUGUUGAUCUUCGAGUGUUGCCUUCUGAUUUGCUGUGGAGAGAACCUCUUUUCGACCAGCUUAUUGUUAAUUUAUACCAACCAGGUGAGGGGAUUUGUGCACAUGUUGAUCUGCUGCGUUUUGAAGAUGGAAUUGCCAUUCUCUCUCUGGAAUCACCUUGCGUGAUGCGGUUCAGUCCCGCAGAAAAGGAAGAAGAAGAAGAUGAAUACGUAGAUGUUUUGUUGAACCCGGGAUCUCUUAUUCUCAUGUCUGGAGAAGCUCGGUAUCAAUGGAAACACGAGAUCAAUCGAAAGCAGAAUGGGUUUCAGGUAUGGCAAGGAGAAGAAAUUGAUCAGAAACGAAGAAUCUCCAUUACCUUGAGAAAGCUAUGUCAAGCUUAAGGGUGUGUGAAGCUACUUUAAAUUCAUUCAUUAUCUAGAGGACAUUGAUUUGUAACUUUGAUUAGUUCAUAAGAACUAUAAUGUUUAUACUAGUUGUUAAUCCUCAUAUCUUACAUUGAUUAAGUAUUUUAUUGUUAUCAA